GGACUUAGCUGGGGCCUCGUGAUCCCGUGGCACGUGGCAGGAAUCCUCUUCGUCGGGGUCACGGUGGCGGCCGAGAAUCCACAAUGGUUUUCUGCACUGAGUAUGUUCUCCCAAGUCUUCUUCUGUGGAAUCUGUGAGGUUCAGAUGAUCGCAUUUCGGCGCUGCGAGAAGGGCUGCCGGCGGCGACUUCUGAUGAGUGCCGGAUAUGUCAUCAUUACGAUCUUCUCGGUCGCGCUGUGCUGGGCUGCCUAUGCCGGCUUCCUCGUCCUACCCCACUCGGCGGACUUCGUUCUCGGGGAUUUGAUUCCAAGCGCAUUGAUCGGUUUGGGAUUCUUCCCGGAGUUCUACGAGUUCAUCUCUAGUAUGUCCAUUGAGGGCUAUUCCUUCGGUGUCACGGCUCUGGAUGUCAUUGGCUCGGCAGCGAACUCGCUGCUCUACUUCGUCAGA
Symbiodinium necroappetens is the source of this 447-nucleotide messenger RNA. The record is from the annotation of a GenBank genome assembly. Lineage: Eukaryota; Dinophyceae; Suessiales; Symbiodiniaceae.